AUGGUCACUUUAAAGGAAGUCUUCACACCCCAAAAAUUGCAAAGCGAGGGCCAUAAGGGAUUACGAAUGGUUUUGGUCGUGUUUGUGGUUUCGUCGAUUUGCGGCAAUAUAACAUUAGCCCAACAAUGUGGAAUCAAAAGUGACUCUUAUUCUAUCUACCAGAAGAUGUUGAAGGGUCACACCUAUAAGACAUUCAAAACGUGGACCAGGUCAUUCGAUUGUAGAGACGCAUGCUCAUCUGACGUUAGAUGCCAGAGCUAUAAUUUCGUUUUCCUGAGAGACACAUGUGAGCUCAACAACAGAACCAAGCAGGCAAGACCGAACGACUUUGUAAUAGAUGUUGAAAGAUAUUACAUGGAGAGGAUAUCCAGAGUUUCCCUCGGCUCUAUUCCCGAGUUGCCCGCUGAUUCGUGCGCAGCGAUCAAGGCGAGCGAAGGAGGACAAGCGGUUAGUGGUAUUUAUUGGUUGGACGCAACCAGAACUGGGAAUUCAAUUCUUGCUCGCUGUGACAUGAAAACAGAGGUUGCUGACUACUGUAUCAAGCAUCUGUGUUUCAACAAUGCGAGCUGUGUAAAUCAGCAUGUGAACUACACGUGCUGGUGCAAAAUUGGAUGGACUGGAAACUAUUGUGGAAAAGAUACGAAUGAAUGUACAGAGAAAGCUAAUACUUGCCCAGCUCAGCCAUCAUGUGUCAAUUCUAUUGGUUCAUACCGCUGUAAUUGUCGGUCUGAUUGGAGAGAUCGAGGUGCACACACCUGCAUCGAUGUUGACGAGUGCUUGGUGGGAUCUCACAGUUGUCCAUCAAAUUCACGGUGUUCUAAUACUCCAGGUUCCUACCGCUGCAUCUGUUUGGCAGGUUGGAGAAACCAAGGACCCAGCACUUGUGUUGAUAUUGACGAGUGUUCUGUUGGAUCACACAACUGUCCAUCAAACUCAAGAUGUUCCAACACAAUAGGCUCCUACCUUUGCCGUUGCAAAUCUGGUUUCACUCAACCCUACUCGAGAUCACGUUGUCAAGAUAUCAACGAAUGUACAACAGGAAGCCAUUCGUGUUCCUCCUACGGCAACGCCUAUUGUGUGAAUACCAUUGGCUCCUACUAUUGUCGCUGUAACCGCUGUUACUACAUGUCUGGACGCAGCUGUAAUCGUAAGUAG
Messenger RNA from Pocillopora verrucosa, 1155 nucleotides. Its product is annotated as protein NEL-like. The record is from RefSeq and is a predicted model, not a curated record. NCBI's taxonomy places the organism in Eukaryota, Metazoa, Cnidaria, Anthozoa, Scleractinia, Pocilloporidae. Gene Ontology annotation, molecular function: calcium ion binding.